UGGGAUGCCAUAACAGAAAUGGAUGAAUAUAAUCGCCCCAUUCACACUUACCAGGUAUGUAAUGUUAUGGAAGCAAACCAAAACAACUGGCUUCGCACAAAUUGGAUCUCUCGUGAUGCAGCCCAGAAAAUUUAUGUGGAAAUGAAGUUUACAUUGAGGGACUGCAACAGCAUUCCAUGGGUACUGGGGACAUGCAAAGAAACAUUUAAUCUCUACUACCUGGAAUCAGAUGAAUCCCAUGGAAUUAAAUUCAAACCAAAUCAAUACAGUAAAAUUGAUACUAUUGCAGCUGAUGAAAGUUUUACUCAGAUGGAUUUGGGGGACCGCAUCCUUAAGCUGAACACAGAAGUUCGUGAAGUGGGACCAAUAAACAGAAAAGGAUUUUUUCUUGCUUUUCAAGACAUUGGUGCGUGCAUUGCUUUGGUCUCUGUCCGUGUUUACUACAAAAAGUGUCCUUUCACUGUUCGGAACUUGGCUAUGUUUCCUGAUACUAUUCCAAGGGUUGAUUCUUCCUCUUUAGUGGAAGUACGAGGCUCCUGUGUGAAGAGUGCUGAAGAGCGAGACACUCCAAAAUUAUAUUGUGGAGCAGAUGGGGAUUGGCUUGUGCCUCUAGGACGAUGCAUCUGUAGUGUUGGGUAUGAAGAAGUGGAUGGUUCCUGCCAUGGUAAGAGAAUUGUUUUUGAUUGCAUUCCAAG
Molecule: messenger RNA, 695 nt
Organism: Gekko japonicus
Lineage: Eukaryota; Metazoa; Chordata; Lepidosauria; Squamata; Gekkonidae
Product: ephrin type-A receptor 6-like
Exons: 1
Biological process (GO): cell surface receptor protein tyrosine kinase signaling pathway; axon guidance; protein phosphorylation
Cellular component (GO): membrane; neuron projection
Molecular function (GO): ATP binding; transmembrane-ephrin receptor activity; protein binding
Source: RefSeq, a predicted model, not a curated record